AUAUACAACAUGCAGUCCGUUCUCCACAAAGUCGUUGGCCCCAAAGAGGUCCACCCAGAAAACCUCGAAGGUCGCGUCGCAGUAGUCACCGGUGGUGCUCUCGGAAUCGGAUAUGAAGUCAGCCGCGCGCUCGCCCUCGCAGGCGUAAAAGUAAUCAUGGUGAACCGCAAAGAAGAGCAAGGCGCCGACGCCAUCUCAAGCAUCAAGAAAGAAAAGGCCGAUGCCGAGGUCGAAUGGAAACACUGUGACAUGGGCAGCCUGAAGGAAGUCAAAGAAGUCUUCUCCGAAUUGCGCAACUCGCUGGACCGUCUCGACUUCCUCGUUUUGUCCGCGGGCAUAAACACAAACUUUUAUGGGGAAGACGCUGAUGGUAUCGACCGCCACUUCGGAGUGAACUUCCUCGGUCACUUUUACGUGUGCAAUCAACUCUGGCCAUUGCUCCGAAAGACAGGUAAGAUGGGCACGAAGCCCGCGCCAAGGGUCGUCUUUGAGUCGAGUGAGAUGCAUCGUACGGCACCAUCGGACGUGCAUUUCGCGAGCAUGGACGAGAUCAAUGACAGCUCCAUGGAUCCCACACGCUUGUACGGACGCACGAAGCUGGCCAUGAUUCUGUUCGCAAAGUACGGGCUGCGUGACCGCGUCAUCAAGCCUAAUGGCGACAACGUAUACGCUCUUUCGGUUCAUCCAGGCGCUGUCAACACGGCUAUGCAGCAGCAGUGGAAAGAUGCAUAUCCCGGUAUUACCGGCAAGCUACUAUCGAAUGCCAUGCUCUUCGUUGGACGAGACGUUGAGCAGGGGUCGUACAGUGCGCUUUGGGCAUGCACAGCGGAUGAGAUUGAGGAGAAGGAUAUGAAUGGAUUCUACUUCAACGACCCCGGCCAACCAGGUAAAGAGACAUCUCAAGCCAGCGAUGAGAACCUCGGUGCUGCGCUGUGGGACCUGAGUGAGCGGAUCAUCAAAGACAAAUUGGGAGGGGACGCGCUGAUUGACUGGAAUGCGAAUGAGUAA
Messenger RNA from Alternaria rosae, 1008 nucleotides. RefSeq lists its product as uncharacterized. The record is from RefSeq and is a predicted model, not a curated record. The transcript is spliced from 3 exons. Bases 10 to 1008 code for a protein of 332 amino acids. NCBI's taxonomy places the organism in Eukaryota, Fungi, Ascomycota, Dothideomycetes, Pleosporales, Pleosporaceae.